Trichophyton benhamiae CBS 112371 is the source of this 1524-nucleotide messenger RNA. RefSeq names its product carboxylesterase, putative. Lineage: Eukaryota; Fungi; Ascomycota; Eurotiomycetes; Onygenales; Arthrodermataceae. The transcript is spliced from 6 exons. The record is from RefSeq and is a predicted model, not a curated record. The coding region runs from base 1 to 1524 and encodes 507 amino acids.
AUGUUUGUCCAGCUGUUGACGUACGGCUUGGUGGCUGCAUCUACUCUCCAGGGAGUCUUUGCUUCCACAAAACUUCCGAUUCUCGAUUUGCCUUAUGGAAGGUGGCGAGCAGCUAAAUACGACGAAGCUGCGGAUGACGGUUCUUACGGCCCACCCUGCAUUCCUGGCCCAGACGCUCCUGGAUUCGAGGACCCAUCAUACAAAAGGCAACAGAAGGCUGCUCGUGAAGACUGUCUAUUCCUUGACGCCUACGUCCCUGGGAAUGCAUUGAGAAACCGUGGACAUCGCAAGCUACCUGUGAUUGUUUGGGUUUAUGGCGGAGGGUAUUCGCUUGGAUCUAAAGAUCUAGCAAUUGAAGAAGGAAUCUACGACGGCAAUAGCCUUGUGCAGCGUGCUGCUGGAAAUGCCAUAGUCAUCACUUUCAAUUAUCGACUGAGUGCACUCGGCUGGCUGGCCGGGACCACAAUGGAGAACGAAGGAUUACCAAAUGCCGGUUUGCAUGACCAGCGUGCUGUUUUUGAAUGGGUAAGAGACUAUGUCCACCUACUAGGCGGAGAUAGGGAUAAGGUCAGCGCCUGGGGAGAGUCUGCAGGCGGAGGCUCCAUUCUCAGCCACAUUACCGCUAACCAGGGAAUCGUUGACCCUCUCUUUAAACGUGCCGUUGUUAUGAGUCCUGGCCUUGACUUCCCCAUUGACCGCAAAGGAUCAGUCGAGAAUCAGUUCAAAGCCUUCGCAUCACGAGCGGGCUGUGCUGGACAAGGGCUAGCAUGUCUGAGAGCAGCCAAUAUUUCGCAAUUGAUUGAGGCGAGCUACAAGGAUCUGGGCCAGAUUGGACCAACUCCCGAUGGGCGUGUGCUUAAGCAUGUAUUCUCUGUUGAUAUUGCUCAAGGGAAUUACUGGAGACAUCUCGACUCUCUCAUUAUCUCCCAUGUUUAUGAUGAGGGUGGCCCCUUUGUUGGAAAUGACAGCACUCUAGAAUCCCUCUCCGGCUUUCUCAAGUCGAAUUUUCCGACAUAUGCUACCGAAGCUGUUUCCACACUUGAGGACUACUAUCACCUGAAGGCGCCGUCCAACGAAUCUGUGAGAGCUAUUGGCUCAAGACUCAUCCGUGAUGCAAUUUUCACUUGCAAUAUACGCGAUAUACUCCGAAAAUACUCAAAGAAGUCUUAUCUCAUGCAGUACUCUCCCAAGGAAGCGACCCAUGGCCAAGAUGUGUUCGCCCUUUGGUACUCACCCAAGUUGUGGAAUGUUUCUAUCCCUCUUUUCAGCGGUUACCAGUCCUACUUUCUCAGCCAUGCUAUCACAGGUGAUCCAAACACUCUACGGGAUCGUGAUAUCAGCCCACCAACCAUUGCUUGGCCGAAAGUUGGGGACAUCAAUGCUGAGAAGCUUGAGAAUACCUUAGACGUGGUGGACACAGGAUAUAAACUCAUAUCCGAUAACCAAGUCUUGAAGAGCACCUGUGAUCUCUGGCAAAAGCUCCUCCUAGACGUUACCAAGCAAGGGGGCUAUCUGGACAUUUGA